CUGGACACUCCCUUGACAUCUUUACACAAUGCUGGUCUAAGCCAUGGCACACAGUCAACCCACGUUCCGACUCGUAUGACUGUCUUCCGUCACCACUGCAAACACCCUACUGCCACCUCGCGGUUCACGGCCGACCCCUUUCGAGUUCCCUAUCCUAUCACACCCCGUCCUGCCGACCGAAUCCGAUGAUUACAGGACUUGCUCAGGAGCAGCAACCGAUCGGCCAUUGCGCGCAGGAGGCAGGCCAGGAGGGAAGGCUGUUGCCUGUCCACCAACGCGACAAACAUCCAUAAAGAUUCUUCACUCGGGCUACAAAGCCGGUUGUCCGCUCUAUGCAGACUUCAACGCGGAAUACAGAUACGGGCGCGAGCUUCGCAGCCCGCAGAGGGCAUCUUCCACAAUUGUCCAUUAGCGAUGAAAACCAUCAUGUCACCGAGACCAUCGGAUACCUCUACGAUGACGACCUCGAUCAAGACUCUCAUAAUCACUACCUCUAUUCGAAUCAACACGACAACUUCAACCCCCAAGCCCUGACGAACGGUGUACGUACCGAGGGAAACAGAACCCUGAGAAGAACAUCCGUACCCCGGAAGCAGCUGCCAGGCGGAGCCACCACAAAUGAAAAUGGUGUCGCACGCCCGAACGGGCUCUCACGGGGACCUUCUACCCAUAAUCAGGCAUGGGACCGCAAUCGUUCGUCUCCCUCCCCACCAGCGGGUUCAAGAGAACGGUCGCCGUCCGAUACCGCCACUUCUUCUUUUCCCUUGAACGAUAUCGACUACGAGUCGAGUCCGGCCGGUUUGGCGCAAGAGUUGAGUAAUUUACAAGCUUUAAGGAGGAUGUCAAUGAGUGUUGGCGCAACUGACGACCCUGACUUACCACAAAUCAACGCAGCUGGUAUGCCAAAUGCGCCGACGCCCGACUCGAGUGAAGAUGAUUCCUCGCGUUUAUUUUGGGUCCCAGCCCGUUUGCACCCGGAACUGGCGCCGAAAGAAUUCAAGACAUUUCUUGAGGGCAAGGCUGAACAAAUACGUCGACGAUCAGGCGAGUUGUCCGCAUUUACUUCACCCUCAUCCUCAAGAUCAAGCUCGUUGAGCGCCGAAGGCGGGAACUCUAGUCUGCGCCGCAAGAAAUCAAUGUUGUCGCGGCAAAUAAAUAGUUCUGUGGGCUAUCAAGAUGGAGCAGAACGAUUAGAACGAAAGAAAUCGCAAUCACGAAGAACAGCACCUCAAGAUCCGAACUUGCACGAACUCGAGACCCUGGUCGCCAAUACUGUAGGCUUGUCGAAGGUUGACCUGGACACGCCGAAGGAGGACGAGACCGGCGAUAUCAUACUGCCAUCGGUUCCCGGCUCUAGCCUUAAGAGGUCGACCAGGACAACGUACAGACGUGGUGGUAGUGUCAAGGGAAGAGGAGCCGAUCGCAGUACUUAUGCGCAAAGGGCGGCCAGGAGAGCUACUGCGGAGAGUCCGUCAGGAAGCAGGCCUGACUCUCCCGAGUCCGCCGUACCUGCGAUCCCUCCCAUUCCAAGUUUUGCCUCUGUGGAUGUCUCCAAUUUGGCUCAGACGUUGAAAGAUCCUUCGAGCUCGACACCGCUAUCAAAGAGCUCUGCUAUGAACUUCUCAAGACCGGCUGGUCGCGAUUUGUCAUCAUUGGCCAGUCUGAGCUCAUCUGUACCAUCGGCUUUCGAUUCCGUCCUCGGUGACGACGAUCCUGCCAGACGACCAAGCACAUCGAGUAUGCCAGAAAUCCAAAGACCGCCUCCGGCACCCAAAUCUCCCCCUCCAAUCAGUGCUCCUUACGAACGGAAACCGGUGCCGCAGAUCGUGGAGGUGCCUCCGCCUGAAGAGCCCCGACUGCCUGCUCAGCCGCAUCGUUCAUCCUCGAUGCAGUCAGCACCACCUGCAACACAACCACCAGUCAGGCACCCCGAAAGGGUAUCGUCCCGGGAGGACAAGGCUAGGAACAUCUCGCCUCAAAGGCCACCCAUGCCGAGCAAAGGCUCUCUGCCGAAUAUAACGGGACGACCGCCCCCAGUCGGAAAUUCCAUGCCGCCACAAACGAGGCCAACCCAAAGUCUCGAGCAACCUUCGCCUCUUCCCGGCAAUGACACCAAUACCAGCAACUUGUCGUUUAUUCCGACACUCACGGUCGACAAGCGCGCUGACAACAAGAAGAAGGAGGAGAAAAAGUCAUCAUGGGGUUGGCUGCUCGGCAAAGAGGAUGGUGAGAAGGACAAAGGUGAAAAGCCAAAGGCCAAGAUCGCCAAGCCACCUCAACAACAUGAUAGCACCCGACUCGAUGUGCUUCAAACAUCCAUCGACGGCAGCAGCAAAGGCCGUGAGAGUAUCGUUCUGGAUCGUGACAACCUCAAGCUCGAGGAAGAGCGGAAGAAAGAAAGCCAGCGAAAGUCGUCUGGCAGUGACACGAAAAAAGAGAAAGAAAGUUUUCUCUCUUCCAUCUUUGGUGGAAAGAAAGCCAAAGGGGAGAAGGAAAGCAGUUCGAAGAAGUACCGCGAGCGUGGCUUGUCGCCUGAACCACCAUAUCGAGAACUAAAAGCCGACAUCGACUAUAACUGGACCCGGUUUUCGAUAUUGGAAGAGCGGGCCAUCUACCGCAUGGCACAUAUCAAACUUGCCAAUCCUCGUCGAGCAUUAUAUUCGCAGGUGUUGUUGAGUAAUUUCAUGUACAGUUAUUUGGCCAAGGUUCAACAGAUGCACCCGCAAAUGAAUCUACCCACGAGCGCCAAGCAACAAAGGAAACAACCACCCAAAGACCAGCAGCCAGAUGAGUUUACUCAAUAUCAGCGGUAUCAACAGCAGCAAGCACAACAGCAGUCCCUUGAGCAACCAACAAAAAAUGGUUCUCAACAGGAUAUGAGCGAUACAUCUGCAUAUGAACAUGACAGCGGCUCUGAUCUACGACCCAUUUCGCGAGGCAGCAAAAGCUCGGUGGAAGGUAAUGGAUCAUCAUCUGCCCGUGGCGGGUACCAUCAGUACCAUUCUCCUCCUCCUCAACAACAACAGCAGCAGCAGCAGCAGGGCCAAUAUGGAUCUCAGCUGGAUGACGAUGACGAUGAUAUGUGGUAAUACUUACUCUUGUAAGAUUCUAUGAAGAGACAUUUUUUUUGCGAAUUUUUGGCCUCUGAUUGGAGGCGAGCCUCCUGAAUUGGUCCGUAAAGGAAGCGAGCUACAUACAAUUCUCUUUUGUUAUUUUCUAGCAUAGCGAGUGGAUGGAGUGGAAUAUCAUUCAUGGCCUCUAAAGGAGGGAUCAUUGGGAGAUAUGUGGUAAAUGAAUAUAUUGGCCAUAGUGCCGCCCUCAUCGCA
This is a messenger RNA of Exophiala xenobiotica, 3326 nucleotides long. RefSeq lists its product as uncharacterized. The transcript is spliced from 3 exons. The coding region runs from base 333 to 3089 and encodes 918 amino acids. Lineage: Eukaryota; Fungi; Ascomycota; Eurotiomycetes; Chaetothyriales; Herpotrichiellaceae. Gene Ontology annotation, cellular component: cytoplasm; cell septum. Gene Ontology annotation, biological process: establishment of cell polarity; positive regulation of G2/M transition of mitotic cell cycle. The record is from RefSeq and is a predicted model, not a curated record.